GGUCCCGGCGGCCGGUCCUUGGCCGCAGCCAUUCCAGGCUGCCGCGCCAGGCGGCUAGCGGCGGGCUCGGCACGGGUCGAGGUGCGACGCGGCCGCCGGGGGACGCUUUCCCAGGGCAGAGGCUGUUUGGCCCGUGGGCGGGGCUGCCGGGCCAGGGCGACAGCGGGAGCUGCCGUGUCUCAGGGCGUCGGCGGCGGAGCUCGCGAUGGCGCGGGCGGCACAGUGCUUGUGAAACUGAACACAAGAAAAGUAUGGAUAUGGGAAACCAACAUCCUUCUAUUAGUAGGCUUCAGGAAAUCCAAAAGGAAGUGAAAAGUAUAGAACAGCAAGUAAUUGGCUUCAGUGGUCUAUCAGAUGACAAGAAUUACAAGAAACUGGAGAGGAUUCUAACAAAACAGCUUUUUGAAAUAGACUCUGUAGAUACAGAAGGAAAAGGAGAUAUUCAGCAAGCCAGGAAGAGGGCGGCACAAGAGACAGAGCGUCUUCUCAAAGAGCUGGAGCAGAAUGCAAACCACCCACACCGGAUCGAAAUACAGAACAUUUUUAAGGAAGCCCAGUCCCUGGUGGAAGAGAAGAUUGUGCCAUUUUAUAAUGGAGGCAACCGCGUAACAGAUGAAUUUGAAGAAGGCAUCCAAGAUAUCAUUCUGAGGCUGACACACGUUAAAACUGGAGGGAAGAUCUCCUUGCGGAAAGCGAGGUAUCACACUUUAACCAAAGUCUGUGCAGUGCAAGAGAUUAUCGAAGACUGCAUGAAGAAGCAGCCUUCCCUGCCGCUUUCGGAGGACGCGCAUCCUUCAGUCGCCAAAAUUAACUCUGUGAUGUGUGAGGUGAACAAGGCCAGAGGCACUCUGAUUGCGCUGCUGGUGGGAGUGAACAAUAACGAGACUUGCAGGCACUUAUCUUGUGUGCUCUCGGGGCUGAUUGCUGACCUGGAUGCUUUAGAUGUGUGCGGGCGCACAGAAAUCAGAAAUUACCGCAGGGAGGUAGUAGAAGAUAUCAACCAAUUACUGAAAUACCUGGAUUUAGAAGAGGAAGCAGGUACUACUCACGCAUUCGACCUGAGACAGAAUCAUUCCAUUUUAAAAAUAGAAAAGGUCCUCAAGAGAAUGAGGGAAAUUAAGAAUGAGCUGCUUCAAGCACAGAAUCCUUCUGAACUGUACCUGAGCUCCAAAACAGAACUGCAGGGCUUGAUUGGAGAGUUGGAUGAAGUAACUCUGGAAAAAAACCCCUGCAUCCGGGAAGCCAGGAGAAGAGCCGUGAUUGAAGUGCAAACCCUGAUCACCUACAUUGACUUGAAGGAGGCCCUUGAGAAGAGAAAGCUACUUGUUUGUGAGGAGCACCCGUCACACAAAGCCGUCUGGCACAUCCUUGGGAACUUGUCAGAGAUCCAGGGGGAAGUUCUGUCGUUUGAUGGAAAUCGAACUGAUAAGAACUACAUCCGGCUGGAAGAGCUGCUCACCAAGCAGCUGCUGGCCCUGGAUGCUGUGGAUCCGCAAGGGGAAGAGAAGUGUAAGGCUGCCAGGAAGCAGGCAGUGAAGCUUGCCCAGAAUAUUCUCAGCUAUCUUGACUUGAAGUCCGAUGAGUGGGAGUACUAACAGCAGAGGUCUUCCAGCUGAUAUUUCCUGUUUUGCACUUUAUAUAUACUUCUAUGUAUUUACAGAGAGCUUUCAGUUCGUUGGGCCUAAAUGAGAUUUAUACAUGCGUAUUUCAAUCUCAGUAUUUAUGAUUCAAGCAAAUUAUAUUCAGUAUCUCAGCUGCUUUUGAUGUCGCAAAACAAAUAUCAUUACAGCACAUUAACUUUUCCAUUUGGAUCAUUAUCUGUAUGUUGUGGUGUGGUUUCUUUAAUCAGAAAGUAGAAUAGCGAAGGCUUUUGUAAUGUUUAAAUGGGUUGUGCAAGCAUUAAAAUACAGAUAUUUCAGAAUCUAGGCAUAGACAUAACCUUACAUAAUACUAGAACAAUUAUGAGAAAGGAGAAAAUUUUUGUUUCAAUAGAAGAAAGGUCCAAGCACAAAAGUAGUACAAUGAUAUAUUUUAUUAUGCUAAAUAAAGCAGAAGGAUUUUUUUCAUUUAUAAAGACUGAUUAGUCCCACCCAGUUUCAUAGGGUGGGAUUUUUUGUUUGUUCCGAUGGUCUGUUCUUUCAUAAACAUUUUUUGUUUGAAAAACAAUGUCUGUAUUUUCCCCCAUACUCUUCGUUUAGAGGGGAGAAUCAUUUUUGUGUGCAACAUAAAAUUAUGAAAAUUAAUAGCAAAAAAGCCUUUAAGACUGCAUUGGAGAAGGAAUAAAACAGCAGCUAACACCUUCAAGUUUUUGUUUGUAAAAUCUGAACUUAUCAUUUUCCUUAGUAAUUUAUAAGGAUGGAAACAUUUAAAUGAAGUUACUGGACUUUAAAAAAAGAGGGAAGCACUCAUACCUAUAGUAGGAUAAUGAGAACUGGAGAUUAGUUACCACUGUCAGCUUGUACUAAAAUUAAGCAAAAGUGUCUGAAUGUAGCAUGUAAUGGGCUGCUUCUGUGGUUUCAGGCUGCGUAACAGACAGACUUGUUAAACCUGCCCAAUGCCGUUGUACAAUGUCUGAGAGCAGGAACUGUCUGGAGCCCUGCAGGACCAGGCCUUUAUAUCUUGUCAGAGAAGUUAUCAUCAGCUACUAGCAUCUUAAACAUGGCACUCCUGGGGACAAAGUAGCGAAAGCUGCUCUGGUUGCCUGCUCCUUAGCUCAUGUUGUUGGCAUGUGGAUGUUUCUCUAGUGCCUAAAAGAGCCAGUGAAGUCUAUCAGUGCAUGAAGUGUUUCUUUCUUCUGCUAAAGGGUAUACAUAUUUCUGUAAAUACUUUCUGAGGGUCCACUUUCUCGGUUGCCUGUUACUGUGAACAAAGGAAUUCCCCAGAGUUCUGAAGUGCCUUGACAACAUGUUAGUCCCAGUGUUAUAACUAGCAGACUCCUUUCUGUAGUCACCUUUCACAAAAAUAAUCAUAUUAGAAUACAUCUUUUGAACUCUAUAGUAAUCUGUUAUUCUCUUUCUGAGGUAGUAAUUUGGCAACUUUGUAUGGGGAAAUUAUUCCUUUAAACAGCUAAAGAUGUGAUAAAGGAAUAGCCCUAAAUACCUAAAAGAUAAUAAGCCCCCAACAGAUUUUCACUUUGUUUCAGUAUUGCCCCCAAAUUAAAAGCCCUUGACAUGUCUUUCCUAGAAUGUUCUAGAAUCAUUGGAUAGUGGGGUCAAAGGGCAGUUGGGGUCUUUGGGCAGUGCCCCUCCCAUCUGCAAGGUCAUUUCCUGGCAGCUGUGGGCUCUCCCAGCGCAGGUCAUGGGUAGCUCAAGCUCAUUUUGGCCAAAGUCGUUUUAGGAUUGCUAUUCUUUGUCAGAUUUUAGCGUGCUCUUAACAUCUUGAAGACUAACUUCGAGCACUGUCCCAGUUGUACCACUGGGAAGUCGAGGCCGUCCUCCGGUUCACUUCAGACACACCCCACACCAGGCUCUUUCAGAUUUGAAAGUUCAGUGUCAGCAUUUCCUUUAAACAUAGCCGUUGUUCCUUGAAGGCAGAUGGAUAUUCCCCUAUUGUUCUUGCGAGCGGUUUCCUGUGGCUUUGGUGGAGGAGGCUCAGACUGCUAAGCCGCGAGCGUGAGCGCUGCGUGCGAUGGAGGAUACUGAACUCUUCACCGUCAUUGGAUUUCUCACGCGCUGGUUUCGGUCAUCGAAAUCGUCAGAUGACCCUGAGUGACUGUUAAGGCAUGGCAUUUCCUGUUUUCAGCUCUUCUAGUUCUUGUACCUGAUUAUUCUGCUCCCGUAAUGAGCCCUAGUGACACCAGACUUAGCUUUUCUUGUCCCUCGUUGGAGCUGUCUGUGUUAAUAUGGGCUGCCUGCCGCAUGUAGUUUGUAAAUUGGGCUCGUCGCAUUGUAUUGUAUUUUUAUGAUCUUACCUGAAGAGAAUCUGUAAUGGAAGUAAAACCUACCCCCUAAAAAUGUUUGGCCUUGGGUCUGCAUUAAACAGUAUAGUCCAUGUUCAUGCGCAAAAUGGCUGGGAAUGCUUGCUUUCUUCACCUGACAUGCAGUCAGCUUCGCUGUCAGAUCUUUCUUUAUCCAGAUUAAAGUCAGUCCAGCUAUAAUGAAGUCGUUAUGAAAAUAAAUGUGAUGAAUAUAUCUACGAA
Equus quagga is the source of this 4138-nucleotide messenger RNA. It is a transcript of the gene BAG5, whose product is annotated as BAG cochaperone 5. Gene Ontology annotation, cellular component: cytoplasm; nucleus; cytosol. The record is from RefSeq and is a predicted model, not a curated record. Bases 252 to 1595 code for a protein of 447 amino acids. Gene Ontology annotation, biological process: regulation of inclusion body assembly; protein stabilization; negative regulation of protein ubiquitination. NCBI's taxonomy places the organism in Eukaryota, Metazoa, Chordata, Mammalia, Perissodactyla, Equidae. The transcript is spliced from 2 exons. Gene Ontology annotation, molecular function: adenyl-nucleotide exchange factor activity; protein-folding chaperone binding.